CGGUCGGUGACAUAUACACGCACACAUUCAUGUUUGUGAUUGUAUUGCUUCAUAAAUAUUUUUCGCUUACGAUAGCCAUGCAGGAGGCAACCUGUGCUAAAUUUUUAUUAUAAUAAGUAGUUUUAAUAAUCUACAAAUUAUGGAGCAGAGUAAAUCUAUUUCACCUAGACUAUUUGUGUGCACCGCCAUAGAAAACAAGGACGAAGUGGAAGAGCGGUACGAGAGAGCUUACAACUACUUCCAAUCACUUGUGGCUGACUGCAGCGAAAAGGAAGCUCACGAUGCGCUCAACAAUGCCGUAUGUAAGAACCAUGAAGAUGUGUCUGUGGGAAUGUUGAUGUCCAUUCUCACAGAACCCCACAAUGCCACCAAAUGCUACAGAGAUCUUACCCUAGUGACGCGGGACGGUCUGACCUGCGUGCUCAACAACCUUUCCACCUUAAUAUUAGAGAGGUAUUUGAAGUUUCAUGAUACUACUCGCAACCAGUUGCUAUGGUUAAUUAAGGAAAUGAUAAGGAAUGCAGUAACUGGAGUUGAUAGUGUUUGUUGGAAUUUAAUGCGUUAUGCAUCUGGUGGAGAUAUUACUCCCAAGAACAUAAUAUUGGUAGAAUCUCUCUUAGAUAUUUAUAUUGAACACCGAGCAUGGUUGGACAAGUUUCCAGUACUUAUUUGCAUGGUGGUGUAUACAUACUUGAGGUUGAUAGAAGAUCACAAUAUACCACAACUUAUGAGUUUAAGACAGAAAGAAGUUAACUUUGUUAUCACUCUCAUAAGAGAGCGCUUCUCAGAUGUGUUAACUUUGGGAAGAGAUCUAGUAAGGUUGCUGCAGAAUGUUGCACGGAUUCCUGAGUUCAAUCAACUAUGGCAAGACAUAUUAAUAAAUCCCAAAUCUUUAUGCCCCACAUUUACAAAUGUGCUACAAUUAUUGCAAACAAGAACCUCACGUAGAUACUUACAAUCAAGACUCACCCCUGAUAUGGAGAGGAAACUUGUCUUUUUGACAUCGCAAGUCAGGUUUGGUCACCAUAAAAAGUAUCAAGAAUGGUUUCAAAGGCAAUACUUGGCUACACCUGAGUCGCAGUCUCUUAGGAGUGACAUGAUUCGUUUUAUUGUUGGUGUAAUACACCCUACUAAUGAACUCUUGUGUUCUGAUAUCAUUCCACGGUGGGCAGUCAUUGGCUGGCUACUUACUACUUGUACUUCCAAUGUAGCAGCAUCAAAUGCAAAACUAGCACUCUUCUAUGAUUGGUUGUUUUAUGACCCUGAAAAGGAUAACAUAAUGAACAUUGAACCAGCAAUUCUGGUCAUGCAUCACUCAAUGAGAUCACAUCCUGCUGUAACUGCAACAUUACUUGAUUUUCUAUGUCGAAUCAUUCCAAACUUUUACCCACCAUUUGCAGACAAAGUUAGGCAAGGCAUUUUUAAUUCCUUGCAACAGAUCAUAGAAAAGAGAGUACUUCCAAAUUUACAUCCUCUCUUUGACUCUCCAAAGUUGGACCGUGAACUAAGAACAACUGUAAGGGAAACUUUUAAAGAGUUCUGCACCAAUGGAAAUGGUGAGGGCGUGUCAGGAAUUCGCGAUGAGGGUAAUGAUGACUUACCAAGAGGAGGUCCUGAUGAACCUGCAUUUUCUGACGAUGAAGAAGAGACCACUCCUAACAUCGCGGAAGACACGGACGAUGACGAUUUACCACUUUCCGAAGUCCGUGCACGAGAACGACCCGAAUUAUCUGCCGCAAUGCCUCUCAUGUUACGUCCUCUUGCAGAAGCAUUAUUAGACGAUCGCACAGCCGCGGCUGCCACUGCCCUCAUUAACGCUUGUGGCUCUCCAAUGCCUACAGCCACUGCACUCGCUGAUCUUUUUGUAGCAGCUUGUCAAGAAGUGCCACCCUUAAAAGUUAGCCGUACCCCAACACAAGCGGAAAUCGAAAUGGCUCUGAGUACACCACUCUUUUCCAUGUUUACUUUUCUAACAAGCAAUGAUGAACCCAAACGCAAAUUAAUACUAGAAACAUUUAAAGAAAUUCAAGCUCAAAACACUCUUCGCACUGUGGGAUUCAGUUUAUUGUUCUAUUUAAAAGUUUGUUAUGAACGAGAAAGGCGCGCUGAACGCGAUUUAGAUAAAAGAAGAAACGUUAAAUUCAAAGCAGAUGUGUAUAAAGAGUACUGUAGCUAUUUAGAGAUGAAGCUUCCUGAUAGUUUGGCCGACGACUUUGAGAGAUGUCAAGAAUGUGAUGCCAAUGUAUUGGUGUGGUUGAUCCCCGACGUGUACAGAGAAUUCAAAGAGCAAUCUCAGAACCAUAUACGAAUGUUACAUGCUAUCGUUUCCACACUGGAUGCGGGUCAACUACAGAGACUCGUUGGUCUGACUCUUCAAGGCACGUUGAUGAUGUUCAAGUCGGAUGACAUAACGCUAAUGCUGUCGACGAGUCUAGGCUGGGAGACUUUCGAACAAUACUGUCUUUGGCAGCUUCUAACAGCACAUGAUAUAUCCGUUGAGGAUGUGUUGCCGAUCAUACCGAAAUUGCAAUGUAAAGAUCACGCUGAAGCUUUGACAUCAGUUCUUUUGAUGUUAAAACAAGAAAAGCCUACUGCAGACGUAGUGCGACAACUAUUCUGCCGACCUGUAGACGAAGAAGAUACAUUUGUGGUAUCUACUUUGCUGUAUUGGUGCCAAGAUUACGAAGAUAAAGUUGGCGAUUUGCUGUCAGCUAUUUUAAGCACAAGAUACCCAGGUACUAGUCCCAACAAGAGAAAACGUCCGGGAAAACAUAGCAUUCCACCAAAUGCUCCACCUUCAGCUGAAUUGGUGCUUGGCCAUUUAGAGCAAUUGAGAGUAUGCUGUGUGGAACAAAAUGACAUGUCAAUUUUUAAUAUGGAGUGCAUGCAGAAAGCACUUCAUCAAGCGCUGUCGAAUAGUAGUGAUAGUUUAAGGAGACAAUAUAGUGAUUUACUCGCUUUGGCGUGGGAGGACGAGUUGCCUAUCUCAAGACGAGCCAGGAAAAUAGUUUCAAAUUCAUUACCAAUUAACCAGAAUCUGCAAUCAUCUAAUGAAGAUAGUGAGGAGGAAGAGAUAGUUAAACCUAAACAGGCUAAACGAAGAAAGAAGGCAAUCUCGGAUAGUGAUUGACAUAUCUUUUGUAGCAAGAAUGGUAAUUUUAAACACCAAAGUGCAACUCUACAAUACAAUAAAUAUUAGUAGUAUGUGUAAUAAUAAAUUGUUUGUUACCUUACGUUAUUACACAGGUGCAAUUCCAAGAAUGGUACCUAGUUCACUCUCGCAUAAUUUUGCCUUGGUACUGUGUAAAUGAUUUUAUGACUGUUAUGUAUAUCCAUGGUUUUAUUAGAUAUUUUUAAUUUACAUGUUGUAAUAUCUUAAUGGCCGUGGUAUUAGCUACAAUAUUGAGACGAUUGAACAAGCUCACAAUAAGAUCAAACCUCCAUAAUAAGAAUCUUCCAAUAGCCUCAUUCUGCAGGGAUAAUGUUAUAGGACAGAUGUGUAUAGUAAAUUUGCCACUGUAGUCAUUUAUUGUAAAUGUAGGUACCCUAUUUGUUGUACAGAUUUUUUUUUAACCCCCAUACAUGUUGAACUUAUUUUAAGUAUAAGGUAUGAGACCAAGAAUUUUAUUCAAAGGAUAUAUUGUAUUCUGGAAUUUUCGAAAUACAUUUUACACUAGGAUCAAUAAAGUAUUUCCCCUUUA
This is a messenger RNA of Spodoptera litura, 3701 nucleotides long. RefSeq names its product integrator complex subunit 3 (gene IntS3). The record is from RefSeq and is a predicted model, not a curated record. Gene Ontology annotation, cellular component: cytoplasm. Lineage: Eukaryota; Metazoa; Arthropoda; Insecta; Lepidoptera; Noctuidae.